UUAUAAUAGUACAUGUACAAAAGCCCAAGGUGGGAACAGGCGUUGCAUUACGAUGCUAUUCGGAGCGGGGGACCUGAAGAAAAAAACUCAGGGGUCGAGAUAGAAGGUCCCUAAUUUGCAGGUUUUGAGCAUCUUAACACUGAGCCAGAUUAUCAAUAGAUGUUCAUUAAGGGUAUAACGCUGCGCGUGAGUAGUACGUCUCCAUAGGAGCUCGUCUGCCAUUGGGUUUUCAACUUCAUCAUCAUCUUGACACAGCCCUGAAAGUUGAUGGUUUGGAAACCCAGACGAGAAAGGCAGAAGUCCGUGCGUAAUUUUGUAAGCGACUCCAGCGUUAUGUUUAGCCCGGUCUCGACAUCUGCAUAUAUCGGGUGCCUCCAAUCUUUUGUCUGGUCACGACUAGAUCCUCGAAUGUUUGGGAUUCUCUUUUCGUGUAUUCCAAACCCAUUCUCACAACCCAAUUCCCACUUCCCAACAGGGUCAUGCGAACAUUGCGCAAGCUGCGCAGCUGGCUCAUACACGCCCUCUUCAUCAGACAUAAAAUACGAUCAUAACGAGGACACUAAUGACGAGGUUGCGCCCUGGAAUGCAGAAUACCUCCUCUUACUCGUGCUAAAGCACAACGACGUUGCCACAGUCCACGAACUUAGAGGCGAGGCACCCGGUCUCUUGAGCUGGCGAAUACUCGGCGAAUCAUGCGGUCAUGUUGCUUGCUACGAUGCCAGUGCAGCAAGUACAAAUACUCAAUGAGUGCAGCUGCCGCGGCGGAGAUGGUGCGAUCGACGAGGGGUCGUAGAUGCUGAUCUUUGGAUGAGGCGUGCUUGAGGGCUCAUGUCGAGACGGUGUGUUUCCU
This is a messenger RNA of Pseudomassariella vexata, 850 nucleotides long. RefSeq lists its product as uncharacterized. The coding region runs from base 268 to 747 and encodes 159 amino acids. The record is from RefSeq and is a predicted model, not a curated record. The transcript has a single exon. NCBI's taxonomy places the organism in Eukaryota, Fungi, Ascomycota, Sordariomycetes, Amphisphaeriales, Pseudomassariaceae.